CGCAUGCGUAUUCCGCGCCACGCCCCGGGCAUAAAUCUUACUAGUAUGGAGCCGACUGAGAGCCCCCGGUCGGAGGUGAAUUAUACACCGGGAGAUUGGAAACAAGUAGAAGUAACUUCAAGCCUCAUGUCGGAAGAAAAGGAGCAAGAGCUGUUUGAGUCUAACGAUGUUGACACUGAGACAACCAGAGAAGAGAAGCAAGGAGGCGGUACCGAGAGCGGCCUAGAAUGGACCGGUUUGAUGGCAGAGGAAAAUUGUUUGUUGAAGAAACUUGAAAUUAGUGUGUCAGAAGCUGAAAAAAGGACAGGAAAAAAUGCAGUAAACAUGCAAGAGACCUACACAGCUUAUCUGAUAGAGACCAGGUCACUAGAAAGCCAACCUGAUGGGCAGAAUGCCCCUUUGGAUGCUCUUUGGAGGCGGUACAGUGAGUUUGAGUUACUGCGAAACUAUCUGUCAAUCAGUUACCCCUUUGUGGUUGUACCUCCUUUGCCAGAAAAAAGGGCGGAAUUUGUGUGGCACAAGUUGUCUGCUGAUAACAUGGACCCUGAUUUUGUUGAGAGACGAAGGAUCGGCCUGGAGAACUUCCUUCUUCGCAUUGCCUCUCAUGAAAUACUUUGUCGUGAUAGGAUCUUUAAUUUAUUUUUAACAAAGGAAAAUGGGUGGAAGGAUAUAGUAAAUGAAGCUGUAUUACAAGUAAAGGUAGACUCUAGGCUAAAGGCUCUAAAUGCAACAUUUCGUGUUAGAAAUCCAGACAAGAGGUUUACAGAACUGAAGCACUACAGUGAUGAGUUGCAGUCUGUCAUCUCUCACCUCCUUCGCGUUCGAGCAAGGGUUGCAGACCGGCUCUAUGGUGUUUACAAAGUUCACGGGAACUAUGGCAGAGUGUUCAGUGAAUGGAGUGCAAUUGAAAAGGAGAUGGGGGAUGGUCUGCAAAGUGCUGGACAUCACAUGGAUGUAUAUGCUGCAUCUAUUGAUGAUAUACUAGAAGAGGAGGAGCAUUAUGCUGAUCAGCUGAAGGAAUAUCUCUUUUAUGCGGAAGCCCUACGGGCAGUUUGCAGGAAACAUGAACUCAUGCAAUAUGACCUGGAAAUGUGUGCUCUGGAUCUCGCAUCUAAGAAACAGCAGAUUGAGGAUCUGGCAACUGGAACAAUAAAAGCCUUUUCACUAAAGGGAAUGACCAGCAAGCUGUUUGGUUUAGAAACUCCAGAGCAAAGAGAAGCUAAAAUAAAACUCUUAGAAGAGCAAGUAGAGGAAGGAGAGGAGCAGCUGAAGGCGCGAAACCUGGAGAGCAGGGGAUCCAAGUGUGGACAAAUGCAAAGGAGUGCUUCAGUAAGAUGUGAUGAGAGGCUACACAUCCACUAUGAAGUGCCAGAAUCAAGAAGCACAUAUAACUUUGCGUUUAAUAUAGAGCUGCAAGGGAAUGAUGUAUGCAGACAGAAGUACACUGUUCCAAUGCUCGGCCAACAGAAUUAUUUGCGUUUUGUUAAUGCAUUAAGCAAUCACUAUACAUAAUUGACACCAUGAACUGAGUCCCCCAGAAUAAGCCAAGGAACUCUUCAUCUCCUUACUGUUUCUCAUAAGGAUGGAUUUGUAACUGUUUUGUUAGAUGUUAAUGGUUAGCUGGAAGGAAAUGGUUUUGAAGGGAACAGCGGAGGAUAUUUUUUAAGCUCAUUAACAGAUACGUUUCUUAAAGGGACAUUAAACACUAAAUAAAUGCUAGAUAAAAUGAUGCAUCCAAAGAAAAGAUUAGUCUGAGAAUAACAUAUAGAUGGAUUUUUUUAGUUUCAUUAGCUAUUUAAAUAUUGACAAAAUAAGUGUACAGUUUUAAUGUCUAGAAAACAACGGGAGCUGCCAUGUUGUAACUUAGGUUACCUUCUCUGCUGUGGCCAAUUACGGACAGUUAUAAAUAAGUCACUAGAGUGUGCAGCCAAUGACUGUGCCACUUCCAUUUAUAACAGGAACUGAAAAGCUCACAAUAUCAGAAUGGAAUUACAGGAAACGUGGGGGGAAAAAGACAGUAUAUUGCAGACUUCUUUUUAUAUAUGUAAUUUAUCAUUUUAUAUUACCAUCUUAAAGUGUUUAAUGUCCCUUUAAAGGAAAUGUUAGCGUUUUUCCUUUAAAAAGCAUAGACCUGGCCUGGUAUUGAUUGCUUUCAAGUUUGUUGGAUUAGGGUAGUAAGUGCCAAUUUUAACAUAAAACGAUUAAGUAAUCCCCACCCCCACUUCUGAUAAAAUAAUAAAAUGUAUUGGUACUUCAUUGAUCAUUAUUCAGUAAGAAAGGAAUGGAAAGUAGAAAAGUGCCAACUUUAUAUGUAUAUUGUAUUUUUUUUUUUCUAUCUGACACUGACAGAUGAGAUUGUAAGGCUGUAUAUACAAAGUAUAAUUAAAAAUCCAGUUAAGCCUUUACUUGAGUUAUGGGGUCUAUUAUAUAGAAGCUAAAGAAAAUACAACAUAUGCUAAUUAGGGACUGUUAAUGCUAUCUCAAGCAGCCAAAUAGAAAUAUCUUGCACACUAUGCAGCAGAAAUUAUUUCUGACUGUGAUCUGUAUGAUGCCAUUUGAAAUAUAUCUCAUUAUUAAAGGGACAGUCAACACCAGAAUUUUUGUUGUUUAAAAAAUAGAUAAUCCCUUUAUUACUUAUUCCCCAGUUUUGCAUAACCAACAGUUAUAAUAAUACACGUUUUACCUCUGUAAUUACAUUGUAUCUUUACCUCUGCAAACUGCCCCCUUAUUUCAGUUAUUUUGACAGAUUUGCAUUUUAGCCAAUCAGUGCUCACUCCUAUGUCACUUCACGUGCAUGAGCUCAAUAUUAUCUAUAUGAAACAUAUGAACUAAUGUCCUCUAGUGGGCAAAAUGCAUUCAGAGUAGAGGCAGUCUUCAAGGUCUAAGAAAUUAGCAUAUGAACCUCCUAGGUUUAGCUUUCAACUAAGAAUACCAAGAGCACAAAGCAAAAUUGGUUAUAAAAGUAAAUUGGGAAGUUGUUUAAAAUUACAUGCCCUAUUUAAAUCAUUAAAGUUUUUUUUGGACUUGACUGUCCCUUUAAUCAUUGUGUGUGUGUGCGCCACAAAUGUAUACAUAAAGGGACAUUCUAGUCCCUAUGAAUUUAAGGGGCAUUUAAAAGAUGCAUUUUUAAACUUUAAAGAAUGUCCGUUUGUAACUAUUCUGACUCUUCUAAAUGUGUGUUGCCAUGCAGCUCUUGUAUUCUCUUUAAACUGGUUGCAAGCAUUGCUGCAGUAUAGUCAUAAUGCACAAGAAUGUGUCUUUGUUGGGCAGUGGAGAAUGCAGGAGUCGAUGGUUUGUUCUUAAAACAUAUCCUUUUUUUUUUUUUUUUUAUCUACUUUUAGAUGUCCCUUAAAUUCACAGGAACUCUAAAGAUCAUAUCACAGCGGGUUAUUUCAAAUGGUUAUAAGUAUCCCCGCUAGUUUUAAACUACUGUACUUUCAAACCCGACUAUUAUAAUUAAACCCUUUAAAAGACAAAAAAAAAAAUCAUGAGCAUAUAUGUAAUAUGCAUAUGUUCAUCUAACCUUUGUACAUCUUUUCCACGAAAAUGUUAGUUUUUCUGUGAGGUAAGCCACCUACCAAGCUUUCAUGUGGUGAUUCCUAUUGACAUUGAAAGUUUCUUUUUAUUGGAAGUAAUAUCCUUUAAUUGAUUUUUUUACCACUCUUUAUCUUAGAACUAUAGUAUCUUUAAACUGCUUGUAUCCUCACAGUGUAGACCAUCCUGUUAAUCUGUAUUAUACCACUCCAACUGCCACAAAAUAUUUUAAUCUCUGCCAAAGGUGGUCAGUCUGAAGCUUAUAACUUCUUCUUUUUAAUUCAGUAAGAAUGUGCUUAUCUUUCCUGAUAUAUGUGUGUUACAUGUGCAGAUUUGUAUUGUUUCAGAUGCCAAGAGGGACACUGAGCCAGACUCCAAAAUAAAGUAAAGCACUGGUUGAUUACACCCAGUUAGCAACAUUCCAAGUUCCUUAAAGGAUUUUCCUUAUGUGGAACUCUGAUACAAUAUUUAAUGCAUAAUAUUUUUAUAUUACUAUUUUGUGAGUUCUGCAUUAAUACCUUAUUAAUGUGCCUAUAAAACCAUUUUCCCUCUCUGUCUUUAUUAAAGUUGGCAAUAGUAAAAAAAACUUUUUUUUUGUGCUGGAUGACAAUAAAAAUGCUCUGAUAUUUUUCAUGGA
Molecule: messenger RNA, 4171 nt
Organism: Bombina bombina (fire-bellied toad)
Lineage: Eukaryota; Metazoa; Chordata; Amphibia; Anura; Bombinatoridae
Gene: SNX4
Product: sorting nexin 4
Exons: 13
Coding region: 4-1512 (502 amino acids)
Biological process (GO): protein transport
Molecular function (GO): phosphatidylinositol binding
Source: RefSeq, a predicted model, not a curated record